AGCAACUACUAGGAGACAACAAAAUGGCGAACAUUCUCCCACCACCUCCAGCGCUCCCCAGCGGUAGUGUCCAGUACAUCCACUCCUCAGAGAAGGUCCAGUACGUUCAGUCGAGGGGGAAGAGAGGGAAGGAGCAUAAGAACUCGCUACAGCAGCAAAUUGAGGAGAUGAGGCGACAGAAGAAGAGAGAUGGGAAGAAUGAGGGAAGGAUUGACUUUAAUAAUCUAUCGAAACAAAUAGAUCCUUCAAAUUAUAGAAACAGUCUGUUCCACAAUACUUGUACAUCAAUACUUGCUAAAGGCUACCACCAAUCAUUUACCGAACUAUUUGAGCUCGUCCAAAAGCAAAGAGAAGAUCACAGAAUAGCAGGACCAGGUGCUAUCCUACUCUCCCCACUGAUAGAUGACAAACCGGAUAAACUGGAUUACUUACAAGUUUGUCUCAUGAGUGCUGAAGAUGCCAGUCGUCGUGGUGACCUAGAAGCCGUAUAUUUAUCCCAGCGUGAUCUGGCACUUCAUUUUGAUCAGACUGGGGAUCACUGGCUCUCCGAUCAUUUCCAUAAUCGCUGCUUGGAGACCGGUAGACUGAUAAAAGGAGAUGGCAGACGUAAAGAAGGAGAAGCUCACUUCCAUGUAGGACUAGCUUAUGAGAAUAGAGGUGAUUUGGAUAAAGCUGUGGAACACAUGGAGAUAUUCUAUGAGCUGACAUCAGCCAAUAACUGGCACACAGAGAAUGGAGAGAACCUUUACCGUAUUGCCUGUGAACACUUGAGAAGAAUCUACACUACAAUUGCAGAGAAAUCAGAGGAUACCUCAUUAUUGAUAGAGUACCUUCAAAAGGCUCAUACCAUGUCAAAGAAAGCCAAAGACACUUACCAAGAAGGACUGGCCUCCUACAGACUGGGCUGUGCUCAUGAAAAGAACAAAGACUUUGAUACUGCACUACAAUGUCAUAAGAGUUUCCUGGAGAGAUCUCGUUACCAUAGUGACGAGGUUGGAGUAGGUAACGCCUACGAAGCUUUGGCUAGAUGUCAUGAAAAUAAAGGUGAUCUUGAGAGUGCUGUCCAGUGUCUUGAGUUAUAUGUUAAUGUAGCUGAGAAGAGUGGAGCUACUGAGUCACUAGCUAAAUCAUGCAGAGCUGCAGGAACCAUCUUUAAUACACUGGGUGAUUACAGAAAGACCUUAGAAUAUUUCUCAAAAUGUUACACUUUUUGUCAACAACUGAACGACAAGGGUGCCAUCCAGUCUGCUCAAGUACAAUACGGGAUAGCUCAAGCUCAUUACAAAAUGAUAGAGUUCACUUCAGCCGUUAAAGAUCAGACUGAGAGAGGACUAAUGAAACUAGUAGAUUGGAAAGGAAAGAAGAACAUUACUGAAGAAUCGGAGACUACUGAUGAUGAUGAGAAGAAUAAUGAUAAAGAAGAAGAAAAAGAUGAAAGUGUACAAGAUAGUGACAGACCUAGUGAGAAAGAAGAUAUUGAAGAAACAGAAGAUGUGGUGGAACAAGUAGAGGAUGAUAACACAGGAAUUAAAAAAGAAGAGACAGUAUCAUGAUUAUAAAAGAUAUAUUGUAGUAUUAUUUUUAAAGAACAUUAUCAUUCUGCAUAAUAAUAAUUAUUAUUAUAGUCAUAGUUAUACCUAAGUUCAAAUAUUCUUCAUUAAAGAA
Molecule: messenger RNA, 1665 nt
Organism: Amphimedon queenslandica
Lineage: Eukaryota; Metazoa; Porifera; Demospongiae; Haplosclerida; Niphatidae
Product: tetratricopeptide repeat protein 29-like
Exons: 7
Coding region: 24-1553 (509 amino acids)
Biological process (GO): cilium movement
Cellular component (GO): cilium
Molecular function (GO): protein binding
Source: RefSeq, a predicted model, not a curated record